AUGGACGCAUCCACCAAACCAUCCACAUCACUACCCUCAUCCAACCCUCCCAGCGUCGAGGGCGCCUACAAGCGCAAAUGCAUCGCGCUCAAGAAACGCCUCAACGAAAUUGAAGCCGAGAAUGAGAUGAUGCGCAUGCGCAACCGUCGCGGCUGGCAGUAUAUCCAGAAGAUGCGCCUGGAGUCCUGCAUCCUGCUCGAGCGCCUGGCCAAGGUCACGGGCAUGGCCGAGGAGGCGCAGGCGGGCGUGAACCCGGAGCUGCGCGCUCGCGCCACGGCCGCCAUGACCAACGCGGCGAUGCUGAAUGGGUUAUCUGGUGGAACGGGCGCGGCGUAUGUCGAGGAUGAGACAGAGGGGAGCUCGGAUGAACAGCCGCCGACGCCUCAAGAACGGCCACUCCGCGUGAAGCGCUCGCGGAAGUCGAAUAUCGGUGACGGAAUGGAUGAUGAACCGUCGACGAGCAACCCGCCCGAAGGCGAUGCCGGUGAUGCUGCGGCUCUGCCGCGGCUCGCUCCGGCUCCCACACAAGAGGAGAUGACCUCCACGUUCCGGAUUCGGACAGGCAGCAACGGCGCCAUACACGAAGGGGAGAGCAGUCAUGCUGUCAGCGAGCGUGGCAGCCAGGUCCCCGAGUCGGGGCCUGUAGAGUCGGCGAAGGAUCUUUCGACGACGCCGAUGGAUGUGGAUACCAAGGUGCCAAUUGGGGAAAGCUGA
This is a messenger RNA of Aspergillus clavatus NRRL 1, 714 nucleotides long. RefSeq lists its product as uncharacterized. The record is from RefSeq and is a predicted model, not a curated record. The transcript is spliced from 2 exons. The coding region runs from base 1 to 714 and encodes 237 amino acids. Lineage: Eukaryota; Fungi; Ascomycota; Eurotiomycetes; Eurotiales; Aspergillaceae.